AUAGCCCUCUUCAUCGGAAAAUAAAAAAAGAAAAAGAAAAAGUUAAAAAGAAACUGUAGUAGAUACAAAAGAAGAAAAUUAUUUCCCAAUACUAACUGCUCAACACACUGAUCACUCACUCCCCCUCUCUCUCUCUCUCUCUCUCUCUACACUACUCUCUCUCUAUCAACAUAAUGCAAAGGCAAUCUCUAGGCUCGCCGGUGUCUAAGCUCCACAGCCAUGGCGGCCCGAAGGAGGACUCACUCGUAGUGGAGGACGGCGACGUUAAGCGCAAGGAUCUCUUUGCCUCUUCUUCUUCUAUCGUCGACUACGAUAAGGACAACCACAAAGCCACCAAGCCUCAUCACCGCUUGUCCUCUCCUCCUCCGAUCAAGCCACACAAGUUCAUCCACUUCAUUCCUCUCCUCACGCUCCUUUGCUUCUUCGUUCUAUUCCUCUUCUCCCACAGUCCGUCCCAAUCCGAUAUGGCUCCAUUCAUAGGAUUCAAAUGGCCUGCGAAGCAUCUAGACUCUGCAGAAAACUCCAUUUACGAAAUCGGCCAAUUUACGGAGGUUCACAAGGGCGAUAUUUUGGCGAUUCGAAGCCUCAGAAACUUGCAGGAGAUCCAAAAACUCGCCCCGAAAUCUCGCUCCCACCGAAAAUUUGCCGAUUUUUAAGCCGCAUUUUUUUGUCUGGUUAUCUUCUCUGUUCUAUCUACUCUAGUCUUCCGUUCCGCCCGUUUCUUCCUCCCCAAGCCCCCAGCAGCUCCACCAGUGGGAACUCGCACGUGCACGGCCUCUACUCUCUUCUCAUUCUUUUCGCACUGUACAUCAAAUUUGUUUUAUUUUUCUGGAAAAUGUCCCAAAAAAAUUACGGAAAUAAUAUAUACAGCUAGAUGUGGAUAAAUUUUAUAACCUUUUCUGCGAAUACCGUACGCUGUAUGACUGAGCCUCGGGGAAAUUUUUUAAUGCAAAACAGCUGGAUGGACCGUUAAUGCACCUCGAACGUUGGGUUUUUUCUUUUUAUUAUGCCAGCCUGGCGAUGAUGGUACCAGGUUCUUGAUAGAUUAGUAUCAUGGCUGUGAUCUUCAUAGGGUGCACAGAUUUUCCGUGCUACCGAUCUUAGCUGCUUCCACGUUAUUCCACAUUACUCCAUUCAAUACUUAAUUUGUUUCUUGUUUUAUAGAAUUAUUAUUGUUUCUAAUAUUUUUGUCGCCAGCUUCUAUAAUAGCCCAUUCGGAAGAAUAAAGAUUUUUAUUUGUUUUUUAGAGACAACUUCCGAAUUAAGAAUUAUUCAUCGUUUUUCUUUUUCUUUUAAAUACAAUGUAACAAUGGAUAUGUAGAUACCCUCCAGCCAACGAGUAAAUAUAGAUUAAGUUAUAUUA
Humulus lupulus (European hop) is the source of this 1363-nucleotide messenger RNA. RefSeq lists its product as uncharacterized. The record is from RefSeq and is a predicted model, not a curated record. NCBI's taxonomy places the organism in Eukaryota, Viridiplantae, Streptophyta, Magnoliopsida, Rosales, Cannabaceae. The transcript is spliced from 3 exons. The coding region runs from base 174 to 656 and encodes 160 amino acids.